Messenger RNA from Mya arenaria, 699 nucleotides. RefSeq lists its product as uncharacterized. The transcript is spliced from 2 exons. The record is from RefSeq and is a predicted model, not a curated record. NCBI's taxonomy places the organism in Eukaryota, Metazoa, Mollusca, Bivalvia, Myida, Myidae. The coding region runs from base 1 to 699 and encodes 232 amino acids.
AUGGCUGUAAUCACAGAAAAGAUCGUGAAAAAGACCUGCAGCAAGAAAGCAGAUCUGCAUGACAGACUAAAUCCCGACUGGGCACCAAGCAUAGGUCUUCGUGGAGCACAGAUCCUCGCAGUACCUGAAGAAACUCCAAGUGUAAGCCGCUAUAACAGAAUCAAGAAUCGGACUCAGCGCAGGUUGUAUUCAGAAGAGAUACGUGGAGAUGAAAUUGACAGUGUGAUAGAAGACUUCGAUGAUGUGAAUGUCAACAGCAAGUUUGUGAGUACAGGUGUGCAGACAGACAUUACAUUUAGUUUUAUCAAUGGGAUGGAAUGUGAAAUAAAUAGUCUUCGUUCUGAACUUGAAAGCAUUAAAAAGCAACAAACAGUGCUGUUCAACGAAGAAUUCUUUGUGGAGGAUGAUGAUAAAGUGAAACAACUGACUGGUAUAAACACAUAUGCUGUGUUGAUGGUAGUAUUUGAGUAUCUUGCUAACUUUUUACCAUGCAGCGAGUCACUUUCAAAGUUUGAAAUUUUCAUUAUGACACUCAUGAGAUUGAGAUUGAAUCUUUCAUCUAUGUUCAUAGCGUAUUUAUUCCAAGUGUCACCAUCGACUCAUUAUGACACUCAUGAGAUUGAGAUUGAAUCUUUCAUCUAUGUUCAUAGCGUAUUUAUUCCAAGUGUCACCAUCGACUGUGUCAAGACUUUUCUCUAG